GUCGGGGGCGGGGCUUCUGCAGGCUUGGGGGCGGGGCCUGUCUGGAGAGCCGCCAAGUUGGGCAUCUUUUCAAAGAGGGCAACGAGGAGCGUGGAGAGCCCGGGAAAACCAGAUAACGGGUAGAGGGGGGCGGAGGCUGGGGAAGGGCGGGGGGCCUUGCGGAGAGCACGGUUCAGAUCUGCUUCAGUCGAGGAUUAGGGUUCCUGCUGGCGGGGACGGGACGCCCGGGAGCUUGCAUGACUUAGUGGUCACGGCCCCACCCUGCACUUGGAAUGCGCCACGUCUCUCUCUGGGAUCAUCCACUGGGGGCUCCGGGACACACCCAGGAGAUUCUGACCCCUCAUCUGAUUUCACUUCUAAAGAAAUCCCUGCCCCUGCCCCCUCCUCCCUCAACAUUUCUUGACUCUAAAACUUGGCUACUGGGUGCCAUCUCUGUCUCCUGCCCAAGUCUCUCCUCCUCCAUCCUGCUGUUCCCUUCCCUGCCCUUUUUCGUGCGUUCUCUAAUUCCUAGCUUCCUCCACCGCCCCCAGGAGCUGAUGAUGUGGCGGCCUUCACUGCUGCUGCUGCUGCUGCUGCUGCUGCUCAGGCCCGGGGCCCAGGGGAAGCCGCCCCCUGACGCUGGCCCUCAUGGCCAGGGGAGGGUGCACCAGGAGGCCCCCCUGAGCGAGGCCGCUCAUGACGACGCCCACGGGAACUUCCAGUACGACCACGAGGCUUUUCUGGGAAAAGAAGUGGCCAAGGAAUUCGACCAACUCACCCCAGAGGAGAGCCAAGCCCGUCUGGGGCGCAUCGUGGACCGCAUGGACCGCGCGGGGGACGGGGACGGCUGGGUGUCGCUGGCCGAGCUCCGCGCGUGGAUCGCGCACACGCAGCAGCGGCACAUCCGGGACUCGGUGAGCGCGGCCUGGGACACGUACGACACGGACCGCGACGGGCGUGUGGGCUGGGAGGAGCUGCGCAACGCCACCUACGGCCACUACGCGCCCGGGGAAGAAUUCCACGACGUGGAGGACGCCGAGACCUACAGCAAGAUGCUGGCCCGGGACGAGCGGCGCUUCCGGGUGGCCGACCAGGACGGGGACUCCAUGGCCACCCGGGAGGAGCUGACCGCCUUCCUGCAUCCCGAGGAGUUUCCCCACAUGCGGGACAUCGUGAUCGCCGAAACCCUGGAGGACCUGGACAAGAACAGAGAUGGCUACGUCCAAGUGGAGGAGUACAUUGCCGACCUGUACACCCAGCAGCCCGGGGAGGAGGAGCCGGCCUGGGUGCAGACGGAGCGGCAGCAGUUCCGGGACUUCCGGGACCUGAACAAGGACGGGCGGCUGGACGGCAGUGAGGUCGGCCACUGGGUGCUGCCCCCCGCGCAGGACCAGCCUCUGGUGGAGGCCAACCACCUGCUGCACGAGAGCGACUCGGACAAGGACGGGCGUCUGAGCAAGGCCGAGAUCCUGGGCAACUGGAACAUGUUCGUCGGCAGCCAGGCCACCAACUAUGGGGAGGACCUGACCCGCCACCAUGAUGAGCUCUAGCCCCACCUGCUGCUGCCCUGUGACCCCCGGGGGCGGGGGGGCCUGAGUGGGGACAGGAGCGGACACAGCGGCCCCUGCCCGGCCCCAGACUCUUACAGACUGGCUGGGUCACCCCCCACCCCAGGGCACCCCAGGCCUGGGGUGAGUGACUGAAGUCUCCUGCAGAAUCACCCAGCACCCCAACACCCAACACUGAGUUCACCGUGCAGACACCUCCGUUAACCUCCCAGCUCCAAAUCUGAGCCUCUCACUGAACAGACGGAACCCCUAAUGCCCCCCGGGGGGGGGAAGGACAUCUCCCCCUCUGCCAAGGAGGCAGUAAAGCCCAGUGCCAGGCUUUAUCUCUGCCCAAGUCUGGGAGGGGUGGCAGAGGGGGUGGCUAGGCCCG
Messenger RNA from Erinaceus europaeus (western European hedgehog), 1917 nucleotides. It is a transcript of the gene RCN3, whose product is annotated as reticulocalbin 3. Bases 273 to 1529 code for a protein of 418 amino acids. Gene Ontology annotation, cellular component: endoplasmic reticulum. Gene Ontology annotation, molecular function: calcium ion binding. The record is from RefSeq and is a predicted model, not a curated record. The transcript is spliced from 6 exons. Lineage: Eukaryota; Metazoa; Chordata; Mammalia; Eulipotyphla; Erinaceidae.